Messenger RNA from Anastrepha ludens (Mexican fruit fly), 3258 nucleotides. RefSeq lists its product as uncharacterized. Gene Ontology annotation, cellular component: extracellular region. Gene Ontology annotation, molecular function: chitin binding. Bases 952 to 2766 code for a protein of 604 amino acids. The record is from RefSeq and is a predicted model, not a curated record. Lineage: Eukaryota; Metazoa; Arthropoda; Insecta; Diptera; Tephritidae. The transcript is spliced from 7 exons.
UGUAAUCGUUUUCACAUAUUAACGCACACAGGUACACAUAAGUGGUUCAUGUUUUGUUUGUUUUGUUUUGGUUUUGACAACCAGCCAACAGCCGCGAUAACAGGUUGGAAAAUAUUGAAAUGAUACACAAGCGAAGUGAAUUGAUUAUAGUGACUACCAGCCAACAGCACAAAAUCAUUCCAUUUAACAUUCGUUGCAUUGAGUUUGUUUUCUGCUAUAUUAAAUCGGGUGUGUGUGUUUUUAACAGGAAAAUAUGGGAAUCCGGGUUUUUUAUUUUUAAGUUGUUCGCUCUUUGAUAGUGCGGGUAUUUAAAAUUUAGUCAAUUGUUUUAUAUAACGGAAAAAAUGUUUAAAAUGCAAAAUGAAAAAUAAACAUGUAUCAACUAUUGCAACAGUCUACCGAAACGUGCUCAUAAAGUUACACAAAAAAAAAAAUUAUUUAAAUUGAGACAUUGCGCUACCAGCCGCGCUUGCGUUCACACCCCGCGAUUAUACAAAAACAAAAAAAAUAUGCAUUGCUCCCACAAAUGCGUCGAAUACUCUUCCAUGUGUUCUGCAAGCGCUUUUUCGUUUUAUGCGGUUUUAUACAUAUUCGAAUUUCGGCGGUGACAUUUAUGUACAUAUAUAUAUACAUAGGUAUGCUCUUCGUUUUUGAAAGUGCGUGCAGUAUGUAAUUUUUGAUGGUUUUUAUGCUUUCAGCUUGGCAUGUAAAAAAUUUGCAUACUCACUGUGUGUUAAAGAGUAAAAAUAAAAAUAAAAAAAUUUGAGAGGAAAGAAAAAAAAAAUCAAUAAAAAUAAGAAAAUUGUGUAUUCAAUUAUUUGAAAUAUUGAAACAGUAAAGAGUGACACACUUAUUUUUUAUUAGUGUUUUGAAUAUUCAUUUUGCUUUUUGGAUUUCAUUGAUUGAAUUUGGAUAUCGUUCGAUUUUGGAAUUAUUUGACGCUGGCGAAAAAUGAAUUUCUUCGUGAUUGGAUUUCUAAUAAUGCAGGCGGCAAGAUUGGCUUGCGGGACAUGCGUUUUUGAAUCUGAAUUCGGUUUCAUACUCAAUUGUAACUUCAAAAAAUCUGGACUAUUUCGUGUAAGGAAUUUGGGCGGCCUUAAAGCACAUUUUGGUUUAGGUUUCAGUUUGGGCGAUGAACUGGGCUUUGCCGAGUCGUUGGGCAAUGUGGAAGGUGAACCGGAACGUCGUCGCGCUAUUAGCUAUAAAAAUGGGCCACCACCAAGUAAUGCUGCUGGUGUAUUGCCUGCCACACAACUUGCGCCAGGACAGCAUCCCAUUCCCGAUAAACGCAUUGGCGCACGCGCCUCACCUACCUAUAGUGCCACAUAUAGAGAGAAUGUAAAGCGGCCGGCUGCGCCCAAGCAACUCAUGACAGAGGCACGUCCAUUACCGUUAGGUGUACCUGCAUUCCGUCCCAUUCCAAAAACUGCAACUGUACCAGUCGCGCAAAUAGCACAGCGACGUACAAAUAUUGCCGUGGAUACAACGAAUCCACGCGUUCGCCUUAACAAUAAAUUAGUCGAAAGUUACUCAGGGCCAGUGAACUCCAAUCGUACCUUCCAUGUUGCCAACCCCACUGUCUCCCAACCCAUUGCCGUGCCUGUUUUUCAGGCAAUGCCCAGCUCUGUUGCACGACUCGCUGCGGCUACUAAAUCUAUAGCAAACGCCGAAGAACGCAUUAUGCAUUCUCAUCCGAAUUAUUUACAAUUCGAGGAACCAAAAUUCGAUUUGAAGGAUGUGACUGUAGAGGAAUUGGCAUCGGCGGCUAAUGUCACUGUCGAUACGAUCAAGCAUGCAAUUUAUGUGCGCGAACAACAGAUGAAGGCUGAGCAUCGCGCAAUGUUGGCGGCUAAGUUGCGACAGGAAUUUGUGCGUACAUCAACCACAGCAAGAACUACGACAACGACGACGCCAGUACCAGUGGCGGCCAUCCGAGCUCCGGUGAUGAUGAAUUGGCCGCAAGCUCAGGAUGCAUUCGAAAACCAAAAUGUCAAAGAAAAUGUUGCCUUCGAGAGUAAGAUGUCUAAGGUGAUGAACGCUCCUCGUGAGUACUAUCCCGUUGGUUAUGACAAGAAUUUCGAUGACAACUUCAAAUCAAAAGUCGAUUUACCACCCACAAGUUUCUCAUGUGGCAAACAGAAACAUUUCCCUGGACUGUAUGCGGAUACAGAUUUGGGUUGCAUGGUCUUCCAUGUGUGCGCACUCACCGAUGAUGGCCUCGUGCGUAAGUCUUUCCUCUGCCCGGAGAACACACUCUUCGAUCAAACAAUCUUGAAAUGUAAUUGGUGGUUCUAUGUGGAUUGUAGUACCAGCAAGAGUGUCUACGACUCUAAUAUACCAAUUUCGAAGAGCUAUCAACUAAUGAAAUCACUCACCUACUUUUCCAAAUACAACCAAAAUAGCGAUAAUGAUGGUGGUGAUGGUGGUUUGGAUAUACAAACACUUAAGGACUCCAUGGCUGAGGAGGAGAAUGGCAAGGCGCAUCGCUUUUCGGAGAAGGCGCGUAGCUUUAUUAUACGUGCCGACGAAACAACGGCUGUACCGGAGCAAGCGACAAACAGUGGUGCGAGUGCCGGUUUGGAGACGGAGAGCAUGCAGCUAAUAAAGGAGGUUACACCUACAGCAAGCAACGUCGAGGAAAUCACUACGGAGGAUAUUAUUACGCCACAGCCUAUAUACGAUCGGCUGGCUGAGUUGAAGGCCAAGUUGGACAGUAUUAAGGCGGCACAUAGUCAGUUAACAACAGAGCAAACGAACGAAGCUUGAGGGGAGAGCGAAGGGACGCGCUACGCAGGGAUUUAAUUUAAGUUUUCGAAAGUGGUGUUUUAAAAUACGUGUAUGUGGAUGUACAGACAAGAAGACGAGGCAUGGAUGGUCGCAAUAUUUCUUGAUGACAUCGAGUUUUUAUACGAAUGUUGAGUGCCGUUAUGUUGUACCAAACUUCCUCAUAUGUUUUUGGCUUAAUAUCACGUACAUACGAUUACAUAUUGGUGUGUAUGUAUGUGUGAAAGUAAGUACAUAUGGUAUGUCUUUCCUAAAUAGUCAUUGUGCGCAUUUAUCAUUUUUUAUCAAGUUUAAAAAAUAAUAUCGGGGUUGCGCAACCUUAGCUCUUAAGUAUUCGUCUUAGUUUAAUUUGUAAUUUUACUUUUGUUACUACGCUAUGAAAUAAAAUAUGUAUGUAUAUGUGUAAGCUUCAACCUAGAUUGUUAUGUGGAAAUGUACAACUACAUAUAAUGUAACUUAUUUAUUAUUGUAUCA